UGGUUCAAGUCUUCGAUAUGAAUGCUGCGGCAAAGAUGUAAUUUUUUCGAAAUUAUGUUUAUUAUUUGGCCCGAGUUCGAUUCCCGGGCGGUGCAUUUCUCUUUUUAUUCCCCCUAUAUUUUUAAUUUUUGGGAUUUAUUUGAUAAAUAUAUUUUUUAUUCACGGCCUGUCUUUCCGGAUCUCUCUGCACUUGCUUCACAACUAACAAUGAACGCCAUGGCCACAUCUCCAACCGAUCUUAUUCUAGAGAGCAAUAAUGGUAGUGGCAGCGAUUCCGACACCAAUCACGAUGACGCGCCUGAAUACUACCAGCCAAUCUCAGCCGUGGAUGAUGAUGACGACGAGCAUCAAGAAGGUUUGAGUGAUCAAGUGGUCAACUCAGAUGAAGAACACCACUAUGACAACAUGUCGAAUGGCUAUGUCAAUCGAGUGGAAAACGGAAUCUUGUCUCUUCAUGUAGGCGAAUUUGCUGCGGAGGAAGAAGAAGAAGAAGAGAUGAUGAGAGAGGCGUCUGAUACGGCGAUACGGAGGGCGUUUAGGGAAGACGAGAGCCGAAGAAACGCGCCGUUAACCCCGGAGAAUGCUAUGAGAGUUAGGGAAGCGAUGCGUGGGGUUUCAUUUGCGGGAUUGACUCCUGAUUGGGCCAAUCAAGUUCCCGAGGAUAGGUGGAUCGAUCAGCUUCGGAGAUUGAGGCAACCGCAACGCCCUUCCGGUACCGUGUAAAACUGAUCAAGUUUUCUUAGAUGAAUUAUAUAGUUCCAAAAAUAAAAAGCAUCUUUGUUUGAAUUUUUAGCUUUUAAUCCCCAUUAUGAGACAAAUAGGUAUUGCAACUUGAAAGUGUCUUUGAGUCCCUAGAUUUUGGAUUAGUUUCUAGCAAAUGGCAAUGCAAUUUUUUUCUCUUU
Durio zibethinus is the source of this 902-nucleotide messenger RNA. RefSeq lists its product as uncharacterized. The record is from RefSeq and is a predicted model, not a curated record. Lineage: Eukaryota; Viridiplantae; Streptophyta; Magnoliopsida; Malvales; Malvaceae.